CGUCAAGAUGGAGUGCAAGGCUCCGCCGCAGCCGUUGCCCGUCGUCAACCAGCACACCCAGGUCCAGACGCGCGACCUGGACCGCAAAGUGCUGCGGGAAACGCUGUACUCGGAGAUAUUCCAGAGGCACCGCAGGUCGAUAUUCGCCCUCGGCUCGUUCCUCAGGAUGUUGAAGACGAAAAAGUCGAACUAUAACGUCAUCAAGCAGGACGGCGAGUCCGAAACCGAAUAGCGACCGUACCGUAGUGCUAGGCUGUAUAUCUAUAGUGACGUAUUCCCCCUAAACCCGUUGUUACUUUUGAUACUUGGCGCUGUUUGUACGAUCUAUACAGGAUUUAUCUAUACACUCAAAUAAAUACGUAAGAAUAACGGGCGCGCUUUGGUUAUGUUCGGGAAUGUGACUACCAGUGUCGCCACCACACGCUGACGUUGCCACGUCUGCCGCGUUACACGAUGUCACCUUUGAGGCCCUGUGACUGGUGCAAGUUUCAAAUCACGCAGUAAAAGGUGUCGGUAUAAACCAUAUAGCUAUUAGAUAAUAUAGUGCUACAGUAAAAAUUCACCCACUUUUUUUUACAUACAUACCGCCGCAAAAAUACCGUAUCCACACUUAUUGACGAUCUGUCAGUACCGCAAUGUCAUUGGUUAAAAACCUUCUCAAUUUAUUUUACAUAAUUGCUUCAUCGUCUACUAGCUAUAUGGAAUAAACGAUAAACAAGAAUUUAAGAUAUAAAUAUGAAAAAUCUUCACCUACAGGAUGUUUCAUAAAAUGUGUAUGGCUCUAUUUAAACAUUUGGUUUCGCAAAAAGCGCCACAAAAACUCAUUCGUUUAUUUAUUAUUUCUGAAACGGUAAAGUGCGUGUAAAUGAAAUUAAGACCACAGAUAAGUUUUCAUGGCUGAAAGUUCAAAAUUUAAAAUAUUUUUACUUCAUACUUGUUCCUGAAGCAACCGCCAUUAUUCCAGCCGGCAGUAACUUUUAGGACCCGAUCAACGAUAUCUUCAGUUUCAAAAAUAAUUUCAAUUAAAAUGAAGAGGAGUAUUCAAUCGACGCUAGAAAUUGGCGGAGCUUUUUUUGAAACGCCCUAUAUAAUCAUCAAGCAUUGAUGACGAACAAAAUAAUAACGCAAGCUGAACGCCUUGGACCAUUUUCAUAUACAUAUAUUCGAAGUGACCUUCGGGAUUCUGUAAGUUGAUUGGACAAAAUUACCUUUUCUUCUAAUUACUUUUGCCGUACUCGAUUUCAAAUCGUCUAAAUUGCAUCAUUGACCCGUUAAAAAUUGAAAGUCAAUGUUAGCAAACAAGGCCUCUAUGAAUGAAAAUAUAAUAAACAAACGUUCAACCCCGUACGCCCGCAUCAUGAAACAGCCGUCGCGAAUAUCAUAGGAUCUGGCAACGUCGUCGUUGUUGUGCCGGAAGUACAUCACAAUCACAACCUUCGUUUAUUAUUCGCGUUACGGAAAUAAUGUCGGGUCGCAAACGUGUUUUCAUAAAACGAGGACGGCGUUGACUACGUGAAAACGCCGUUUACCGCGGCCCAGUUAGGCGUUUGUCACAUCAAACACAUCAAAUUGUUUUUGUUCAAUAAAGUUGAUAUUUUAUUAA
Messenger RNA from Cylas formicarius (sweet potato weevil), 1603 nucleotides. RefSeq lists its product as uncharacterized. The transcript has a single exon. The record is from RefSeq and is a predicted model, not a curated record. Bases 8 to 232 code for a protein of 74 amino acids. NCBI's taxonomy places the organism in Eukaryota, Metazoa, Arthropoda, Insecta, Coleoptera, Brentidae.